Messenger RNA from Cyclocybe aegerita, 1014 nucleotides. The record is from the annotation of a GenBank genome assembly. Lineage: Eukaryota; Fungi; Basidiomycota; Agaricomycetes; Agaricales; Hemipholiotaceae.
AUGGCUGCUCCUGGCUUGGGACCGCAGCGUCACAGGCCUUCUCCUCCACCCUCAUUCCUGAUGGGGCCGAUGAAGACUUCAACUCAUCGCUCCAUCCCCUCUUUCACUUCUGAGGGCCCCACCCAGAAGCAGGUUCUUGUGUUGUUCAGGGGUACCCCUCCCAACCUCACAAAGUUUUUCACUGAGUCGGCCGUGCGUGCGGCCAACGGGUACCUCAGGGAUGGCCGUUCUAUGUUGAAGGUCACCUCCAUUGUCCACACCUACGACGGCUUGUUGUUGGUCACCCCCGCUGUUGCCAGCCCGUCUGACUUGGACGUACUGCGCAACUUCAUCCACGAAAGCCUCCCAACAGGUACCCCGUUCGAGGUCGUGCUCCCAUCGUCGACAUCUUUUAUUAAGAUCCUCAAUGUUCCCUACUUCGACCCCAAAGGGCUGAAGAUCACCCAGGAGGCGCUUGAGAAGGCCCUCCGUACCUUGGUUCAUGCUGAGGUCUUUGCAUAUCUGAGCACCAAGCCUUGGAUCGACUGCGACUCAGCGCACUCCACAUCGUGCACCGUCUACUGCAACAUCUGGGACUCCCAGCAGGGAACCCAUGCCAAGAAGGCCCUUGGCCAACCAAUUUUCCUUGCUGGGUGGUCCUGCGCAAUCAGGCCCGCUGCGCGACACACCAGGGUCCCGCUCUGCCAGCGCUGCUGGAAGUGGGGUCAUUCUACCAUCACCUGCAAGGUGAAACAACUCUCCUGCCCUAUCUGUUCAGGUCCACACAAGCAGAAAGAGCAUCAUCAACAUGCGGGAUGUUGCAAGGGGAACGCGAAAGCGAAGCCCCCUGUGCCGCCCACCCCUCGUGACCAGCCUUGCCCCCACAAGGGCCGCUGUGUUAAUUGCCACAAGGACCACACUGCCAACUCAGCUUCAUGCAAGUUCUGGGCCCAUCACUACAACCAUGAGUGGAUCAUGGCCGAGUAUCAUCAGGUACAUGAGCACACUGCUCGCCGCCAACUUACUAACCCCUGA